AUGCAUCUUACAGCUUUGAGAGGGAUCCUGGUAGGAGGAGUGGCGAUAUUUGCCAAAGUUGCAGGUGCAAUGAAGGCAGCUGGUGGUGUAAAGCUUGGUGCAGCCGCUACAGCGGUGACCGCAGCUGCAACUGCAGCUGUGUCUGGAUCUAAGCAAGAUCAAAAGGGAGAUCCCUCCAAGGCACAACCACCACCUUCUUCUAAAUGA
Microthlaspi erraticum is the source of this 207-nucleotide messenger RNA. The record is from the annotation of a GenBank genome assembly. NCBI's taxonomy places the organism in Eukaryota, Viridiplantae, Streptophyta, Magnoliopsida, Brassicales, Brassicaceae.